CUGUCGCGCAGUCAGGGUGGCUGCUCUGCCUGCUGUUUUGCCCUCCUGAUCUCAGCUGGUGUUUGGGGAAUAUGGCUGGUAAUGAGACUCACCCUAUUCUGGAGAUGAUGCACUCUUUUGGCAUUGAGAGUUUGAUCCUGGCCUUCUGUCUCUCCAUGCUGGUGGGGCUCCUGAUUGGUGCGCUGAUCUUCAUCCUCCUCACAUGGCUGUCCAGACAGAGUGCCUCGGCUGUGAUCACCAGACCCCCCAAGCGGAAAUCCAAAACCUCCCGUGCCCACAACCGAAUGGGUCUGUACCGGAGUCAAGGUUUCCAGCACCUUGGAGACAGCAGCACCGCCUCUGGCCACUUAAAUGCCCGCCGACAGGCGUCUGUGGACACUGAUGAGUUGCUGGGCCGCAAGACGCCCUUCAAGGCGUCCACGUUCCACCCACCAGGGAAGGGAGGGUCUCCCGUGGCCAGUAGUCCGCCGUCUUCCCCAUGCACUGUGGAGAUAGAGCCCCCCUCCUCCAGCGAGGGGAGCCUGCUUCCGAGCUCUGGGAACAAACGGCAAUCUUUCUGGCUUGGCAACAAUGGCCUGAGAGGAUAUCUACCCACCCAAACGCCCCCACCUGCGUAUGACAGCGUCAUCCAUGCCUUCCAAGAGACCCAGACCUGAGUCUGAGACUGGCCAUGGGCAACAUGACUGUAUUAUUGUAUAUAUAAGAUUGUAUGUAGCUACAGACUGCUGCCAUAUUCGUUUAGACAGCUGAACGGAUUGAGGAAACAGCUGCGCAUUACUGAACCUACCAAACGUCAUUACACAAGACUACAUUUCCUUUAUCACAACUCUGAUGAUUUAUACACCACAUCACAGAUGUGGGGAAUAUAUCAUCAAAUUCUGGACACAUCCCAGCUAUACCUGUAAAAAACCUUGAGAUGGAUCUGAAAGUUGACUUCAACAGCAACGGGACUAAUUAGGGCUCAUAAUUUAGGCAUACUGCAUGUGUUUUACAGUCUUAAGUGUAUGAAUAUAAUCUGCUCCAUUCAAUACACAAGCAUCGAAUGAACAUACCAGACAGUGCAAAGGAGACAUGGUGGACAUAUACUCAGAUAACACAAUAGGCUGUGAAUUUACUUCUCUUGGAAAUGGUUUGUGUAGUAGACACUUGUACACCCUAUAGACUACUAUCACAGUUCUUUAUUCCUCUGUUUCCCCCAUUUCAUUAACUGACAAAACUGGGUCAUGGAUUAAUAUGAUGCAAUGUCAUUGGCCUAUAUAGUCCAGAGAUUCUGAUUACCACAUGUUCCACUAACUGUUGAAGGAACAUCACCAACUUCAACUGAGAUGACAUGUCAUAUUCAAUGUGAAUAUGAGUGAGGAGGCAGCUGUGAGCUGUAGCUGUCGCGCCGCAGUGUGGCACGGACAAUCUACCCACUGGAUAGGGUCGUUCGUCACGUGACGCAAAACCCGUUCCGUCAGAGUUAAGGUUGCCAACACAAUUUUUUAAAAUCCCCCUACAGUUCAUGUUCAUUGCGACAACGCUCCACAUAAUUGAUGGAGAUUUUCGCCCUCGUUACAGGAGGAUUUUUGUACGCAUGCGGCAACCUCCUUCGAAGACGCACCAAGUGCAAGCUGACAGAGGUGAGUUUGCUGGCUUAAUCGCAGACAUGCCAGCAGGAUUAUCACCCAUUUAAAUGAGUUUGGCGUCGUAGUAUGUGUUCUAGCAUCUGUUUUGGCCUUCACCGCUCCUUUCAUUUACUGGAAUGCGCAAGGAUGGACAUACUACGGGAUAGGUAAUUAUCGAGCUUAGCGCGGCACACGUCAGUGAUGGUAAAUGAUUUUGUGGAAACUGAAUCAUGUGUACUUAACAUGUCUUGCCAUUUAACACAAGUAAUUCGUUGAAUUCCAUCCGUUUUAUGAUUCUACUCUGGAUUCGAUUUUUUUUAUUAUGGACUGAUUACCUAAUUCUAGAUAUGGGUAGCAGUGGUCUUAUUAAACAGUUAUUUUGGAUGUCAAAUAAGAAAGUUAGCGACGCAGAUGUGUUUUAAAUUACAGGAUCAUCUUAGUUGAGUUAUCAUGGCUCUUGUUGCCACGACGACAGUUCAGAUAGUCAUUUUUUCCCCUUCAAGAUAUGGUGGCACCAUUAUUCGACUUCAUUAGCUCGCACAAAUUCACAUACCUCGAGAGCCUGUCUUGACAUUAGAAUUGCGCCUUCGGCACAUCGUCUGUGUGUAGGCCUCAUUAAUAAAAAAACAGCUGUAGCCUAAUUUUUUUCACUGAUGUUCCGCACGUCCCGUGACGUCAGAUCAGACCAAUGUCAAGUCCCAAGGAAUCGAAUAUAGUGCUUAGGAGACUACUUGUUCAAUCUGGUGGAUAUCUCUUGACAUAUAUUUUGUACCAGUAAAACACAUCGAAAACAUCUCGAAAACAUCUCGAAAACGCCCUCAUAAUGUUACUUGAAGACUACUGAAUAUUAAUUGUGACCAUGGGUUCGCAUAUAGUCACCCACCAAUAGCCUACCUACCAAACAUACCAAACAUGCCUGAAAUCGAAUAUCAGGUGGAACUGAACCUAGGCUAUUCAUUUGAACGUCUUCCAGUCACCAGAGGCACAUUUGCCAAACCCUCGAGACAGCAUCAGUAGUAGCCUAUUGAAUGCACAUACCUUAUCCAUUCAGACCUCAUGCAUUACAAAAAGCCUUUUAAUGUUGGCACCUGUUUGUGUAACGAUAUUUGCUUGUACAAUGAUGACAGCAGUAGGAUGGCCGUAUCCCUGGAAACAUGUCAUUGAAUACUCGACAAUAACCCUAGUUGUACCAACAUCCGUUUCACCCUUUUAUCUGCUUCAUGACUAGGCCUAUUUGAUUUGAAAAUACUGUGGACUUCAGUUGUCCUUUACUGGUCUACUUUCAUGCAAAACAUAUUAGAUUAUCUCCACAGAUAAUGUAAUAAACUCCUAUUAUGGCUAUAGGCAAAGAGGCCAAGCAUAUUAGACCCAUGUGGUACAUUUCUUACCCUCAAUGUCAAACAAAUCCAUUUUAAUGACUUUUUCAAUUUGUGUUAAUUUGGUGCAAAGAAGCAAAUGCCUGGUUCACGUGUCUCAUUUCAUAUUGCUUGUAUAUACAUGCAUACAGUAAUUGUCAGAAAUGCCUCCUUACUGUUUACCUCUGUUUUGUUUAACAUGGUUGCAACACUAACUUUCUGUACAUUUUCUCAGUGAAUAAAAUGCAUUCGCUUGUUU
Sardina pilchardus (European sardine) is the source of this 3221-nucleotide messenger RNA. It is a transcript of the gene myct1b, whose product is annotated as myc target 1b. The record is from RefSeq and is a predicted model, not a curated record. Gene Ontology annotation, cellular component: nucleoplasm. NCBI's taxonomy places the organism in Eukaryota, Metazoa, Chordata, Actinopteri, Clupeiformes, Clupeidae. Bases 72 to 656 code for a protein of 194 amino acids. The transcript is spliced from 2 exons.